Molecule: messenger RNA, 366 nt
Organism: Rangifer tarandus platyrhynchus (Svalbard reindeer)
Lineage: Eukaryota; Metazoa; Chordata; Mammalia; Artiodactyla; Cervidae
Source: the annotation of a GenBank genome assembly
AUGGCGACGGAGGGGGACGUGGAGUUGGAGUUGGAGACAGAGACGAGCGGUCCGGAGCGGCCUCCGGAGAAGCCACGGAAGCAUGACAGUGGUGCGGCGGACCUGGAGCGAGUCACCGACUAUGCGGAAGAGAAGGAGAUACAGAGUUCAAAUCUGGAGACGGCUAUGUCCGUGAUUGGAGAUAGACGGUCCCGGGAGCAGAAAGCCAAACAGGAGCGGGAGAAGGAACUGGCAAAAGUCACCAUCAAGAAGGAAGAUCUGGAGCUGAUAAUGACAGAGAUGGAGAUCUCCCGAGCAGCAGCAGAACGGAGCUUGAGGGAACACAUGGGCAACGUGGUGGAAGCUCUUAUUGCCCUAACCAACUGA